Messenger RNA from Culex pipiens pallens (northern house mosquito), 3147 nucleotides. RefSeq names its product inositol-3-phosphate synthase-like. The transcript is spliced from 6 exons. NCBI's taxonomy places the organism in Eukaryota, Metazoa, Arthropoda, Insecta, Diptera, Culicidae. The record is from RefSeq and is a predicted model, not a curated record. Gene Ontology annotation, cellular component: cytoplasm. Gene Ontology annotation, molecular function: inositol-3-phosphate synthase activity. Bases 136 to 1791 code for a protein of 551 amino acids. Gene Ontology annotation, biological process: phospholipid biosynthetic process; inositol biosynthetic process.
AGCGACCGGUAGCAUCCGUUCCAUGCAGAGGAAAAGCAGAUCCACUUAGCCUAACUACCUGGCCCAAGCCCGUGAGGAUAUUCAUCAGGUGUCACCGUCUCGAAUCAAUCUCGAACAGCUUCAAAGCUUCGGAAAAUGGCUUCUUCCCUAAACGUUGAGUCGCCCAAUGUGCACUACAGUGAUAAACAUAUCGAAGUGGACUACCAGUACCAGACCACGUCGGUUCUCGCGGAAGGCCCUGCAGGAUACACGGUGCGCCCCGAAACUACCGAGUUGAGCAUCCGCACGGAACGCCAUGUGCCCAAGCUAGGUCUGAUGCUCGCUGGAUGGGGUGGAAACAACGGUUCCACGUUGACGGCCGCUCUGGAAGCAAACAAACGUGGUCUGGAGUGGAGAACCCGCACCGGCAUGCAAAAGGCCAACUGGUUCGGUUCGAUUACGCAGGCAUCGACCGUCCUGCUGGGAACCGACGCCAACGGGCACGACGUUCACAUUCCGAUGAACAAGCUGGUCCCGAUGGUCAACCCGGACGACAUCGUGGUCGAUGGAUGGGACAUCAGCUCGAUGAACAUUGGCGACGCCAUGGUGCGUGCCAAGGUGCUGGAAGUGCCCCUGCAGGACCAGGUGUACAAGAAGCUGUCCCAGCUGAAGCCCCGCCCGUCGAUCUACGAUCCGGACUUUAUCGCGGCGAACCAGGCCGACCGUGCGGACAACACCAUCCCCGGAACUCGCUACCAGCAGUACCAGCAGAUCGUGAAGGACAUCCAGGACUUUAAAAAGUCCUCAGGCGUGGAGAAGGUGGUCGUUUUGUGGACCGCCAACACCGAGCGGUUCUCCGAGGUUCAGAAGGGAUUGAACACCACCAUGGCCGAACUGGAGAAAUCUCUCAAGGAGAACAAGUCGGAAAUCUCACCGUCGACCAUCUUCGCGAUGGCAGCUAUUGCCGAGGGGUGCAUCUACAUCAACGGAUCGCCGCAAAACACCUUCGUACCUGGAGUCAUUGAGCUGGCUGAACAUCACGGAGCUUUCAUCGCUGGCGAUGAUUUCAAGUCGGGACAAACUAAGCUCAAGUCGGUGCUGGUGGACUUUUUGGUUUCGGCCGGUAUCAAGCCGGUCUCGAUCGUGAGCUACAACCAUUUGGGUAACAAUGACGGACGCAACCUGUCCGCGCCGCAGCAGUUCCGCUCGAAGGAGAUUUCAAAGAGCAAUGUCGUUGACGAUAUGGUCGCCUCGAACAACAUCUUGUACAAACCGGAAGAGCAUCCCGAUCAUUGUGUGGUUAUUAAAUACGUUCCGUAUGUUGGUGACAGCAAACGCGCCAUGGACGAGUACACGAGCCAGAUCAUGCUCGGCGGUCACAACACGCUCGUGAUCCACAAUACCUGCGAAGAUUCGCUGCUUGCGUCGCCACUGAUUCUGGAUCUGGCCAUUUUGGGUGAAUUUUGCUCUCGUGUCCAGAUCAAGAAGAAGAGCGACACCGAAUACUUGCCGUUCCGAUCGGUUCUCUCGAUUCUGAGCUAUCUCUGUAAGGCGCCGCUGGUACCGCAGGGUACGCCCGUGGUCAACUCUCUGUUCCGGCAGCGAACCGCCAUCGAGAACAUUAUGCGAGCCUGUGUUGGUCUCCCGCCGCUCAGCCACAUGUCUCUGGAGCACAGGUUCAACCUGAACGUCUCCUCGGUGGAGCAGCCCCCGGCGAAGAAGAGCAAGGUCGCCAAUGGCUCCGUGACGAACGGAACUCACCAUUCCAACGGUACCUACACCAACGGAAACGGCGUCCACGUUGAUUGUUAAAGUGGGCACAAAAAAAAGCAGUGCAAAAAUAUCGAGUUUUCAAAAUUCCCGUAGAUAUUAAGCCAAGUAAAGAGAGAAAACAAAAAUCAAUACAGUACAGGAAACACAUGCGAAGGCGUUACGCUCCCAGCUGCAAUCCAUUUCCGGUUUUCGGAUCUCGAAAGAGCACACAAUUCGCAUGUAUCUCGAAGUCUCGAAUGAGAGGUGGUGAUUUUCGCUUGUGUCGUUGGUAAAGUGUUUCGAUAUUAGUUUCAACUGAUGUUGAGAGCACUUUGGUAACGACAUUGGUAACAUUUUUGUAAAAUGGAAAAAAAUGAUUAUGUUUAAGAAAAUUUCCAGUAUCAACAAUCAUGGCCUAGACGUAAAGGUGGUGUUGUUCGUAUAGAAAAAAAUGGUGCAAAUAUCAUUCAUACGUUGAGAAAAUUCCAUUUCGUAAAAACUAUUAAAAACUGUAUCAACUGAACUGAACGUUACAAGAAACUGUGUGGGUAGCGUGGAAAAUGCUGUAGAAGUAUUUGAGAAGGUAUAAAAAAUCAUAAACUGACUUCAUUGUAACUUUGUGCUUAAUCAGGUGCCAAAAGAUUUUGUAAAUUAAGAAAAGUAUAAUAGUGCAUCACUGCACACUGAUAAGGCCGUUGCCAAUAUUUUUUGAAGUUUAUGUCCCUCGGCUCUGACCAAAGUCGAGGGGGGGGGGAGGGGCAAAAAAAUAAAAAAAUAUAAAAAUUGAAAUUACAAGCCUAGGUUUCAACAUUUGUAUGAAAAAAGUGUUUUAAAAUGCAUUUUACAGGCGUACAGUUGCUUUCCAAUCAUUAGUUUUAAAAAUAUCGAGGUAUUGACGGAUUUUUUUUUUCGCAGAAAUUUUUUUUUUCGUGGGACUGUACAUUGGUAUUUCAUGAACAUUUAAAAUGUUUUUAAAGGAGUUCAAACAUGCUGAAUAUGAUUAUAAACGCGGGAAAAUGCAUUUUAACUGGUUUUCAGUCGAUUGAACUUUAAUUUUCAUUAAAAUUUUGAAGUUUUUCGAAAAAAUAUUUUUUUUGCCCCCUGAUUAUUCAGGCCAAUUUUGAAAGGAGGGGGGGGGGGGGGGGCGACAUAAACUUUGAAAAAUAUUUGCAACGGCCUAACAUGUAACUCCUAAACAAUUGUCCCCCCGUAUCAGUAGUAAUUACAGUACAUAUACCCUGAAAUCCAAGCCACAACAUUUGUCAGUAAGCUCCCAUGCUCAUACAAGCUCAAGAAGCUUGGAUUUGGAGUGUUGAUUGAUGUACUUCUACAAGACAACUUAUAUGUAACCAACUCUUUGAAAAUAUAUAAACCAAUCCGAAUAAAAAAAUAACUUUUUAGCAAUUGCUCACAAAA